Messenger RNA from Cynara cardunculus var. scolymus (artichoke), 2001 nucleotides. RefSeq lists its product as uncharacterized. The record is from RefSeq and is a predicted model, not a curated record. The transcript is spliced from 11 exons. Gene Ontology annotation, molecular function: glycosyltransferase activity. Gene Ontology annotation, cellular component: membrane. NCBI's taxonomy places the organism in Eukaryota, Viridiplantae, Streptophyta, Magnoliopsida, Asterales, Asteraceae. Bases 377 to 1552 code for a protein of 391 amino acids.
ACUGUUUUUAAUCUUCAUCCCCCAUCUUCCAAUCUCCAUUCAUCAACCACAACUGAAGCGAAUCGACUAAAACCCCCACCCACCUACCCUUUGUUUCCGAGCAUAUAUCAAUAUUACAGAUAACCCUCUCUCUAUUCGGCUUGUUUCUUGGUUCCUUUCCAGAUCUUGAGUCCCCAUUGAGAGAUCUUAUUUGAUUGAAGAUUAAUGUUUUCGAAGAAACAGAUUGAGGGAAAGAUCUUUUUAAUCAGGUUCAGAUAAUUAAAGUUUUGGUAGGGGUUGAUCGAUAGUAGUGUAUACUCUAUAGUUUUGAGUUUGAUGUUCAUUGCAGAAAAGAGACUAUUCUAUUGGAUAUAAACGUGUAAUGCAUCAUCUUUAAAUGAAGGCAGCUCAGGCUUGGCGUAUAGGCAUGAAAGACAAUCAUAUCUUGCCUCCGCCUCGCCAUCGUGCUCAACUAAAGAAACCAACUUGGAUUAUUGUAUUGGUUUCAUUGGUUUGCGUUUUCUUAGUUUUUGCUUAUGUUUAUCCACUUCAACAUUCGGGUGCCUGUUACAUUAUCUUGUCUUCUAGUUGUAAGACCUUUUCUAGUUGGCUUCCGCCACCUACAAGACAACUUAGUGACGAUGAGAUUGCUUCUCGUGUUGUUAUCAAGAAUAUCUUGAAAACGCCAUCAAUUGAGUCGAACAAUCCCAAGAUUGCUUUCAUGUUCUUGAGCCCUGGAUCUUUGCCUUUCGAGAAGUUGUGGGACAAAUUUUUUGAGGGACAUGAAGGUAGAUUUUCCGUCCAUAUUCAUGCAUCUAGAGAAAAGCCUGUCCAUUCUAGUCGUUACUUCAUUAAUCGGGAAAUUCGCAGUGGCAAGGUAGAUUGGGGAAAAAUUUCAAUGGUUGAUGCAGAGAAACGACUGUUGGCAAAUGCACUGAAAGAUCCUGACAAUCGUCACUUUGUAUUACUUUCCGACAGCUGUGUACCAUUGCACGAUUUUGACUAUGUUUACAAUUAUCUUAUGUACACAAAUGUCAGCUUCAUCGAUAGCUUUGAGGAUCCUGGUCCACAUGGAAGUGGCCGGUACUCCGACCACAUGUUACCUGAAGUCGAAAAGAAAUUCUUUAGGAAGGGAGCACAGUGGUUCACGAUGAAGCGCCAACAUGCAAUCAUAGUUAUGGCUGAUAGUCUCUACUAUACCAAAUUCAGGGAUUAUUGCAAGCCUGGUAUGGAUGGGCGCAAUUGCUAUGCUGAUGAACAUUAUUUGCCAACCUUUUUCCACUUGCUUGAUCCAAAUGGGAUUGCAAACUGGUCAGUAACACACGUUGAUUGGUCCGAAGGAAAAUGGCAUCCAAAAUCCUACAAAGAACAAGACAUAUCUCCCCAACUAAUCAAAAACAUUACGUCGAUCAGUGAGAGUGUUCAUGUUACAAGUGAUGAAAAGAAGGAAACCAUGGUUAAGCCUUGUCUGUGGAAUGGGAUAAACAGGCCAUGUUACUUAUUCGCAAGGAAAUUUUUACCAGAGACUCUAGACCGAAUGAUAGACCUUUUCACGAAUCAGACAAUGUUUUGAGCACGAAAGACAUUAUGAUGUUUUUUGUUACGAUUUUUUGGUGUCUUGCCCUUUUUCACAUUGUUGUAAAGCUCAUAUUUUCGAGAGAUCAAAAGGGUCGAAUGGGAUCAUUUCAAGUAACAGCAAACGGUGGGGUCCAUAUGAGUCGAUAACGAGAAGAGAGAUUCUGAAACUGCUGUUUCUCUACUGAUUUUGAUUUUUGGCCAUUUAUCCAUGGGCUAUAUAUAUAUAUAUGUUGUAUCAAUUGAUGGGAGUUUGAUGUAAGAGCCAUUGCAAUGGCUGCACUUUUGUAAGCUAGAACAAGAGAUGAGUAGCAGCUAGUGGGGACUGAUGGUUGGCUGUUCUUUGCUAGGAACCCAACCAGUAUAUGCUUAUUUGUUGAUACUCUCUCUUAUAAUGUAAAUGGUCUGAUGAUUGUCCUUUGAUGAUAAAUAAUAUUAUUCUUUGAA